AUGGCUUAUAACCAGCAAUAUCCUCCUCCUAGCAAUUCACCUCAUCCGCCACACGGAUAUCCUCCCCAAGGUCAUUCUCCCUAUCCACAACAUCCACCACUGCCAGGCCCGCAGGGAGGAUACUAUCCUCCGCAGCAACAGGGUCCUUACGGUUAUCCUCCUGCUCCUCCGGCUCCAUACGGCGGCCCACCCCCUCCAGGUUACCCUCACCAGCCCCCUCAACAAUCAUAUCCUCAUCAGCAGGGUUACGGACAACACCCUCCUCCACCCGGACCGUACGGGCCGCCGCAGGGUCCUCCACCAGGUCAAUAUAUACCUCAACAUCAAUAUGGAGCACCGCAUCCUCCCGCUCAAGGACCCCCAGCCAUGCCAUCUCUGGGAUAUGUUCCCGGACAGGUCGCUCCGGGCGACUUCCGUGCUGACGCAGAGGCGCUGCGCAAGGCGAUGAAAGGAUUCGGGACAGACGAAGCAGCGCUCAUUCGAGUUCUCUCACGCCUGGACCCGCUGCAAGUAGCCGCCGUCCGCGAGACGUACUCAAGACAUAUCGGGCGCGAUCUGUACAAAGAUGUCAAAUCUGAAACGAGCGACUAUUUCCAACAAGGGCUGCUGGCGAUCAUCGAGGGGCCAUUGAUGCAUGAUGCAGAGCUAGUCAGAGAUGCAGUCAAGGGGAUAGGCACCAAGGAGUGGCUACUGAACGAUGUCCUCCUCGGCCGGUCCAAUGCCGAUCUGAACGCGAUCAAGAACGCGUACCAGCAAAAAUUCCAGAGAUCCCUUCAGCGGGACGUCGAGGAUGAUCUUUCAGCAAAGACGGAGGGUCUCUUUAGCAAAGUCAUCUCAGCCACUCGCCACGAAGAGUCGACCCCGAUCAACCCGCAGUACAUUGAGAGCGAGGCAAAGAGCAUUUAUGAUGCUACCCAAGGACGGAUCAUCAACAAUGCUGGAGAGGUGUGCGCGAUUUUCGCGCAGAGCUCCGAUAACGAGCUCCGAGCCAUCAACCACGCCUUUAGCACCCGAUACAACACCUCGCUCGAGAAGCACAUCGAGCGCGAAUUCUCCGGACACAUGAAAGACGCGCUGCUACACAUGCUCCGGACGGCGCUGGACCCGGCCAUGCGCGACGCCGUCCUCCUCGAAGAGUGCAUGAAGGGAGCCGGCACCAAGGACUACAAGCUCGUCGUGCGCAUUGUCCGGCUGCACUGGAACCGGCCACAUCUGGAGCAGGUCAAGCGCGCCUACCACCACCGGUACAAUCGAGAUCUGCGAGAGCGAGUGCGCGGCGAGGCCAGCGGAGACUAUCAAAGACUGAUGCUUGCAUUGCUGGAGUAG
This is a messenger RNA of Rasamsonia emersonii CBS 393.64, 1326 nucleotides long. Its product is annotated as Annexin. Gene Ontology annotation, cellular component: cytoplasm. NCBI's taxonomy places the organism in Eukaryota, Fungi, Ascomycota, Eurotiomycetes, Eurotiales, Trichocomaceae. Gene Ontology annotation, molecular function: calcium ion binding; calcium-dependent phospholipid binding. The transcript is spliced from 2 exons. The record is from RefSeq and is a predicted model, not a curated record. Bases 1 to 1326 code for a protein of 441 amino acids.